AUGGACUUUGCUCAAGAUUCACCGUUAGCAAAUCGUAUUACUAACAGCAAUAAUCAUUCCGAAAUCGAAAAACGACGCCGUGAUCGGAUAAAUGAAUUGAUGGGACAAUUGGCCGCAUUAAUACCGUCAACAUUUUGUCGGAAACUUGACAAGCUUUCUCUACUGCGGCUUGUGCUUGAUCACAUUAACACAAUGAGAACAUCGAAUGAUAAAGAACUGAAUUACGAUUGUUGCACGAAGCAUGUCACCUUCGGCGAUUUGUUGACGCUUCUCAAAAAUAAUGUUGAACACUUUAUCGCUGUGGUUGAGGUAGCAUCGGGAAAAAUUUUGUACGGUUCCGAUGAAAUGCACAAAUUUUUGGGCGACAAUAUUUUGGCUCGAAACUGGUACGAAAUACUACAUCCCGUAGAUGCAGCUGUUUUCAAAAAGGAAACCAGCAUGGAAUGCUACGAAAACUUCAACAUCAACGAUUCAGUUUGUGAAACAGUAAGUUCGAGCACGGGAUGUCACAAGCCGAAAACAGAGUGGAGUGUAGGCUUAAGGCGUUCUUUCGCAUGUCGUCUACGGGUCUACAAUUCAAAAGACUUGGAUCACUUUGAACAGAAUUAUGAAUAUUUUCAUUGUUACGGUUCACUACGUCAUACUGACAAACCAUCUCUGGUCAUGUUACUCAUCAAGCUAUUCUCAUCACGUGUAGAAGAGCAAUUUCAGAUAACUGUAACACCAAAUGGUCGGAUCAUCCGUUGUGGUUCUGGACUGCCAUUCAUCCUGAAACAUCUUCCACAAGAUCUUACUGGUUGUUAUUAUUACGAUCUCAUUCACGAGGGUGAUUUACUUGAUGUAGCAUAUCACCACAAACAAGUAUUAAGUCAGCGUGAUACAAAGGAAACAAGUUACAGAAUCAGGGCGAUGAAUAAACACUGCAUCAAAGUUAAUGCUACUUGGAUACCGUUUACUAAUCCAUGGAAUCUUAAAACGCAGUUUGUCGUCAUUAAUCAUCGAAGCAAUUCCGUAAGAUGCGAUGAAGAGUCAAGCCCGGAACAAAGUGUACUAAGACAAUUAUUAUUAAACAAGCGAUCUCAGAGAACUUAUCAAGAAACAACACCUGAAUUAGCAGUUCUGGGUGUGGCUCGACUAGGAGAAUCCGUUACAGAAGCAUCAUGAUCCGACACUGGUUAAGCUGUGCGACACGAACAUUAAUAUUUGUAAACUGAUAGACCCGAACAGAAAAAAUCAAAAAUCCAAGCUCCCCCACAUAUACACCGGACCACUCACUCUUCUUAAUUUCUUGAAUAUCAUCGUUUUCAAUUUCACGUCUCUGUGAGUAAAAUCUCUCCUUCUAACUAAUGACUGUGCAAAUGCAUUUGGAAUCUGUACAACAAUGAAGACAAGUUAUUUCGCCAAGCAAAAUAGCUAGUGACAGCUUUCGCUGAAAAAUAUUGGGAAACAAAAAGAAAGUGCUGCUUUAUAAACA
This is a messenger RNA of Loa loa (African eye worm), 1474 nucleotides long. RefSeq lists its product as hypothetical. The transcript has 11 exons. The record is from RefSeq and is a predicted model, not a curated record. Gene Ontology annotation, cellular component: transcription regulator complex; cytoplasm; nucleus. Gene Ontology annotation, biological process: regulation of transcription by RNA polymerase II. Lineage: Eukaryota; Metazoa; Nematoda; Chromadorea; Rhabditida; Onchocercidae. The coding region runs from base 1 to 1164 and encodes 387 amino acids. Gene Ontology annotation, molecular function: DNA-binding transcription factor activity, RNA polymerase II-specific; RNA polymerase II cis-regulatory region sequence-specific DNA binding; protein dimerization activity.